Aspergillus costaricaensis CBS 115574 is the source of this 357-nucleotide messenger RNA. RefSeq lists its product as uncharacterized. The transcript has a single exon. The coding region runs from base 34 to 249 and encodes 71 amino acids. NCBI's taxonomy places the organism in Eukaryota, Fungi, Ascomycota, Eurotiomycetes, Eurotiales, Aspergillaceae. The record is from RefSeq and is a predicted model, not a curated record.
CUGAUACUCUCAACAUGCCCCGAGGAUGCAUCGAUGCUGAGCCCGCAGAGUGGCGACAUUGGUACAGUUUCAACGUUGAGAUGUCAUCAAUUCCUCUCUGAGUUAAACAUGUUGAAUGUUAUAAUCAUUAUAGCAUUGCUGCUGUAUACUAGGUUUAUUCUCGAUAUUUCUUUUCAUUACUUAUCCAAACUUUUGAUCAGCUCACCUGGCAGGUUCAUACUAUCCACUAACAGUACUCGAUAUAUGUAGUUUCGCAUAAAGGAAAUGACUAGGCACUAGAAACUUGACGGCGAUAUCAGUCAAGAAAGGAGAAGCAAGCAAAACAUACAUCGUGGUUAUUAGUAUCGCAAAUUGAAG